AGGUAGUGAUUCACACAGCUAGACGUUAAGGUUUUUGAUUUUACCUCAUUUAAUUGGAUUUUUUUCCGCUUUAAUCGACAUCUGGUUCUGUUUUUAUUAAUAACUGCCGGUGUUGAAGCUACUGUCGUUACAAUGAAGUUAUUGUUACACCCAUGCAUGUCUGGCAGACGGGCUCUGGUGGAGUGUGUUGUGCUGUCUGUUCAAGAUGCAUGUGUGUUUUAUCCGUGCUGCAAAGGCUGCUUCUCAAGGGUUGAUGUUGAGCAGCAGGACACGACGAGAUGCAGAUGCUCUAAGUGUGGUUACAGCUGUUUGAGGGAGCAGGUUGACUACAGAUAUCGUCUCUCACUGAAGGUUUCUCGGAAUGGAUCCAUAUUUGGAGUGACAGUAUUUGGAAGCUGUUUGAACCCAUUCUUCGGCAUUCAUGCAAGUGGUUUGCAGAGGUUGGUGGAAAAGGCUGAUGGCGCAUCAACCAAAUCAACACUGUUGGGGAAGGCUGUCACGGACUGUUUCAUUGGCAGACAUUUCAUCUUUGGUAUAAAGGGAGGUGAAACUGAAAAUGGGCCUUGGUUGGGACGGCCUGUUGCGAAUGGCUCAAACUGUAAAGAAGCAGCCCACUUUAUUGCCAGUCAGAUGAUUCUCCCCAUAGCCUUAGGCCUGGAAGGCUGCACAGUAGUCAGCUAUUAUCGCCUCCUUCUUCAGAAAGCUGCACAAUAUGAGCAGAGAUCCACUGAUCCCAGCAAAAACUCCAGACCCCCAGCAACAAUCCUACUGCCGAUUCCUCAACAUUUCCCAGCCAGCAGCUUCAAUAAUGGCACUCUUUCUCUCUCAGGUCUUCUUUCCCAGUCCCCGCAAAGUUCACAAAACCAAGACAGCACCCUCACUCCCACCCCUCCAUGGCAACAGUCUCUUGGACUCGUCACUUCAUCAGCAGAGCAGGAGGAAGGCUGCAGUACCCAGGAAGGCGGAGAUGAGAACAGCAGACAAACAGACAACAACAACACACCACAUCAUUCUCAGAGAUGCUGCUUGGACAACCAUAAAGUCACAGAGGAGAGAGCGCUGUCACCUUUUCUUUCUUUAGAGUGCAAUCCUUUCAGGAGUCCAUCAUUUGCCAAAUAUCCACGCACAUGUGUUGAGAAAAGUGUUGGAAACAGCCCCAACCUCAAGACUUCUGUCAGUCCCCCCACACCUCACCACGACAGCAAGAGGUUUUCUACAAGACAAUGCACCAAGAGCUUUUUGUCGAGCUCCUUGGCUUGGGAAGAUUUGCCUUUCUCCGAGAGUCUUUCAGAGUUUUUGUUAGAGGAAAAUAAAGACAUUGUUAGUGAAACAGAGCUACAAUUAAAUGUGCAAAAUCAGGAAGAAACGGCAAGAAACAAUCUCACAAUCAGACCACAAGACAGAAAUGUGUCACGUACAUCAACUCCUGUUUGUCAAAGUAACAUGCAGAUUAUAGACUGCCACUCACAGACGUUACGGGAUAUCACCAUUGCACCUAAUGGAGAUGACAGAUAUGAUUUAUCUGACAAGGUAUAUAACAACCCUGUUAGACCGGCAAACAGCAAUCAGGCCAGAAACAUUUGUUCCCAUGAGUGUAAUCAGGAGGAUCAGAGAGCUCAUUCUCUGUCUUUUGAAAGCGAAGAAGAAAAGCAGCUUGAAGUGGAUGCCUAUAAUUGUUCAGCAGACCUCUUCGGUAGCUCACUCUUAAUCGAUAUGGACUCAAACAAGUUCAACACACCUGCGGAAACUGUCAGGACGAACACAGAUGCUUGCCGGCUGUUUUCUACAUCAAAGAAACAGCACCAGAUGAGGGAAACGGCUACACAUUCACCACCAGACAAAAAGAAACUGAGAAGUGCAAAAUGCAAUAACAGAGACAGUUUGAUUCCAACUGAUUUUGACUUUAUCCCUCCCUCUCAGUCCACCCCCAUUGUUAAAGUAGCUGCUGUGAUGGAGUCACCUGCCUCCUUGACAUUAUCUGAAAUCAGUCAGGAUUCUAGUGCUUUUUACAGAAAUCUGCCUGAUGUUGGCAGUAAUAAGACAGGCAGUACUACCUCUUCUCUUUGUAAAUCAAACCAUGCCAGUGCCAACCAGGUCUCCCAGUGUUGCAGAGAGUUUACAAAAGAAAACCUGGUGUGUAGGACGACAUCCAGCAGGCAAAGCCACAGAUUUACCCCUAAAAGGAGGUUCUGGAAACCAAACAAGCAUAAAAACCUCUCAAGUGUCCAGAGAAGCACUCUAAACACCAGGUUAACCAGAAGGAUCAGCCACAAAUGUGACUCAAGCGAUUGUGGUGUGACGGUCUGUGAUUAUGAGGACAAAGAAGCAAUUGUUCCUCCGACUCCUGCUGCUGAAACACAACUGAGCAUGAAGCUCAGAAGAAGAAGGCAGGCUUAUUCUUGGGAAGGGCAGCAGGGAGGUGAUGUUAACUGUAAAAGAACUCUGUUGGAUCAAACUCUCACAUCUCAAACAGGAAACUGUGACAGCAAGACAGUUGAUGAGGGGAGUCAGGAUGGAUCUAAUCGUUACCUCCUUCAUGAUGAGAACGAGGCAUGUGACUUGUCUAGAGACCUGUUCUCUGACUCGAUGUGAGAGAGUUUUUUUUAUGUAUUCCAGGCCAGUGGAGAGGUGAGAGUGCAUCAUGAAUGACAGGUCCAGCAACUGGCAGUGAACAAUGGACGUUGCAGUUACAUGAUAAGCAAGUUAACAAGCCACCACCUCUGUUUUUACAUUUAUUGCAUUCUGCCACCUUGUGCCUCAUGAUGCACGCUAGGACUGGGCGAUAUGGACCAAAAGUCAUAUCCCGAUAUAAUUAGGCUGAAUAUCGAUAUACAAUAUUUAUCCCGAUAUUUUUAUCACAAAAUCAGAGCAAAUGUUCAGUAAAAAGUCAAAGCCAAAUAUGACAUGUCACAAGUAGUUUUAAUGAAACUGUUUAUUUAAGUGAACAUAAAUACUGUACACAUAACGUAACAACAGGAGUCAUUUUUUUUUAAUCAAAGCUGCAUAAAGUGCGCAUUUAAAUAAAAAUAGCCUAUGAAAUAAAAUAGGCCAAUCUUUUUCCAAAAUAAAUAUAUUUAUAUGAGAAAAGAAUAAUGAACAUUACAAAAGAACUAAAUAUGACAAACCCUAGUAAGGGCAGCAUUUAAAUAUAAAGGGGAAAAAAAAUAACUAUAUCGAUAUAUGCAAUAUGGUCUUAUUCCAUAUGACAUUAAAAAAUAAAUCGAUAUAUCUUUUAUAUCGAUAUAUCGCCCAGCCCUAAUACACGCUCAAAUACUGAAAGAACUGCACUACAAAAUGAUAACACUACAAACUCUAUGGACAGUUUAAAGCAAAAUAUUGGUACUCUACUUUGUUCUGUUUCUGUAUUAAACAUCACAACUGACAACAUAUUACUCUUUUCAGUCUGUACUGUUUUUGAAUAGAUAUCAUCUGGUGUCAUUUACACUGAAAACCACUUUUUGAAAUGCAUAAUUUGUUAAAACUGCACCAAGACAAAUGAGAACACUUUGAAAGAGGUUUAUUUGCACAAUAACAAUACAUAAAAUGUCCUAAAAAAAAAGAAGAAGAAAAAUGUGCAUCCUCCUCCUCUUCCUCACCCCUGCAUCUGUCCUGUGGGGCAGUGCCUGUCAUCUGUCACUGAAGUAGAGCAGCUACGCUUCAUCUGGCAGAAGUGUCUCCAAUGUCUCCUUGCCAUCCAGUAUACCAGCCAUCAGUCAGCUCCAGCAAGGUCCCCUGAGUCACUAUCAGUAACAGCUAGUGGUGGAAGAAGUAUUCACAUCCCUAACUCAAGUAAAAGUACUAAUAUCACACAGCAGAAUUACUCCACUACAAGUAAAAGUCCUGCAUUCAAAAUGUACUUUAAGUAUCAAAAGUAAAAGUACUCGUUAUGCAGAAUGACCCCACUCAGAUUGUUAUUUAUAUUCCAAAUAUAGUGUUGUAAUUUUUGAUGCAUUUAUGUAAGCAGCCUGUUUUGUUUUUUUUUAAGAUAAGGCUCAUUUCAACUACUUAAAAUACGAUUAUGUGGGUUAAUUAAUAAAAAUGUCUAAUCACUUUAAAUUAAUCAUAUUUUUCAUGUUAAAUCUCGACCUGAGAAGUAAUAUAACUGGCAGCUAAAUGUAGUGGAGUAAAAAGUACAAUAUUUGCCUCAAGAUGUAGUGGAGUAGAAGAAUACA
Messenger RNA from Centropristis striata (black sea bass), 4172 nucleotides. RefSeq names its product DNA damage-induced apoptosis suppressor (gene ddias). Bases 133 to 2592 code for a protein of 819 amino acids. Gene Ontology annotation, cellular component: cytoplasm; nucleus. NCBI's taxonomy places the organism in Eukaryota, Metazoa, Chordata, Actinopteri, Perciformes, Serranidae. The transcript has 7 exons. The record is from RefSeq and is a predicted model, not a curated record. Gene Ontology annotation, biological process: negative regulation of intrinsic apoptotic signaling pathway in response to DNA damage.